AUUAAGAGACAUCAGAUGUGGUUAUUUUUCUUGUUUUUAGAAAGGAAAUGGAAAAUUGAUGACCCAGUAGAAAGCAACCAAGAAAAUCAAAAUGAACACUUUUGGCAGCUCGUAUUCACCACCAACAGAACCAUAAGUGUGGAAAGUGGUGCAAAAGUAAGGAAAACUUCCAGUCUGGGCACAGACCUUGUUUCUUCAAGAAAUUUUCCCUGUAAAAUUUGUGACUCAUGUGAAGUGAGCUUGAAAAAUAUUUCAGGCUUACUUGGUGGUAAAAAGAAUUAUUCCCGAAAGAAGCCUAAUGAAUUGAAUGUAUGUGAGAAGUUACUCCUUGAUAUUAAGCAUGAGAAAAUUGCUGCUGGAGGGAAAUCUUGUAAAUAUUUACAAAAAAGAAAUGGCCUAAGUCACCGCCAUGCUCUCGCUCAGCCAGUCCUGGACCCACCUUUUCAGUAUCGUGAAAAUGGACAAGGCUUCCAUGAGGAGUCAGCCUUUGUAGCAAGUCAGAGGUCUCAGUUGGGAGAGACAGCCUGUAAAUACAGUGAAUGUGGAAGAACCUUCAUAGGUGAUUUAAAACUCAGUGGAUCUCAGAGAACCCACUUGGAAAUGGAGCCAGACGAAUGCAGUGUGUGUGGGAAGUCCUACGUGGAUUUAAGAUUUGGACAUCAGAGAGCUCCCACAGGGCACAGUCCCUAUGACUAUAAUGAGUAUGGUGAAAUCUUCUGUGAUGAUUCAACUUUUAUUAUCCACCAGGGAACCUACUCAAGAAAGAUUUCUCAAGAAUACAAAGUGAGUGACAAAACUUGGGAAAAAUCAUCCCUCUUUAAACAUCAGAUAGUACAUACGAAGCAAAAGCCCUAUGACUACAAAGAAAAUGGGAAUAAUUUCAGGAAAAAGUCACAUAUUAGCCACCUUCGAAGAGGUCACUCAGGAGAAAAAACCUUUGAAUGUAGUGAAUGUGGGAAGACCUUCUGGGAGAAGUCAAACCUCACCCAACAUCAGAGAACACACACCGGGGAGAAGCCCUAUGAAUGUACUGAAUGCGGGAAAGCCUUCUGCCAGAAACCACACCUGACCAACCAUCAGCGAACACACACAGGAGAAAAACCCUAUGAAUGUAAGCAAUGUGGAAAAACAUUCUGUGUGAAGUCAAAUCUCACUGAGCAUCAAAGAACACACACAGGGGAGAAACCCUAUGAAUGUAAUGCAUGCGGGAAGUCCUUCUGCCACAGGUCUGCCCCAACCGUCCAUCAAAGAACUCACACCGGGGAGAAACCCUUUAUAUGUAGUGAAUGUGGGAAAUCCUUCUGUGUGAAGUCAAAUCUCAUUGUACAUCAAAGAACUCACACGGGGGAGAAGCCAUAUAAAUGUAAUGAGUGUGGGAAGACCUUCUGUGAAAAAUCAGCUCUCACAAAACACCAGAGGACUCACACAGGGGAGAAGCCCUAUGAGUGUACUGCAUGUGGGAAGACCUUCAGCCAGCGAUCAGUGCUCACAAAACAUCAAAGAAUUCACACCAGAGUGAAAGCUCUUUCAGCAUCCUGAAUGUGUGAGACCUCCAUACAGUUUGUCACAAGUGUAGUUUUUAAAAAUGAGAGAAAACCAAAGAUUGUCUUAAGUUACUAGAAAAUGACACCUUGUUUGAAUAUACAAGAGUGUUCCAGAAUUAACGCUUGGCAUUAGUUCAUGUGUACUGAGGAGAAAUCUGUUCAUUUAAGCUAUGUAGUUUAAAAAAGCAAAAA
Messenger RNA from Ochotona princeps (American pika), 1736 nucleotides. RefSeq names its product zinc finger protein 248-like. Lineage: Eukaryota; Metazoa; Chordata; Mammalia; Lagomorpha; Ochotonidae. The coding region runs from base 16 to 1539 and encodes 507 amino acids. The record is from RefSeq and is a predicted model, not a curated record. Gene Ontology annotation, biological process: negative regulation of transcription by RNA polymerase II. Gene Ontology annotation, molecular function: DNA-binding transcription repressor activity, RNA polymerase II-specific. The transcript has a single exon.